This is a messenger RNA of Drosophila bipectinata, 1061 nucleotides long. Its product is annotated as zinc finger TRAF-type-containing protein 1 homolog. Gene Ontology annotation, cellular component: nucleus. Lineage: Eukaryota; Metazoa; Arthropoda; Insecta; Diptera; Drosophilidae. The record is from RefSeq and is a predicted model, not a curated record. Gene Ontology annotation, molecular function: zinc ion binding.
AACACAGGCAAUUUUCACACUAAUAUUCCUCCCAUAUAUCCAGUAUUCAUUGAACUCAAAACCAUGUCGGAAGCCGAUAAUGAGGACGUUGGGCCCAGUCCUCCCAAGAGGCCUCGGCUGGCAACAGAUGAGCCAGAUCUUGGCGAGCGACUCAAUCUAUUGAUGCUAUGCACCGUCUGCCACGAUGUGCCCCACCCGGACAAGAGCUACCAGUGCAGCGUGGGCCACAUCCUGUGCAACGAUUGUGUUAGCCACAUUCUGGCGGAUGCCAUCAUAAUCUACGCGGAGGCCCAGUGUCCAAUCUGCCGUGUCCGGUUGUCCUGGAGUGAGCUGAGUCAGAACGCCGUCAUCCGUCAGGCUAUGUGGGAAUUAUCAAAAAACUGUCCCCAAUGUAGCCAGAUGGUGCCGCUCAAGGAACUGGAUCGUCACAUUGAAAACAAAUGCCAGCAACGAAAGGUGAGCUGUAAGUAUCGUUGCCUGGGCUGCGACUGGAUGGGCGUCUACGAGAUGAGUCCUACCCACGAGGCCGAAUGCCUAUUUCCAAAAAUGAAAGGCGAGGAAAUACUGAAAGCUCUCCAGAAGGAAGAUUUUAUUCAAUGGAAGCGCCAACAACAAGCGAUCUUAUUUCACCAGGAACUUAGCCAAAGACGCAUCUUUUACAGAAAUUUGGAGCUCUAUUGGAAAAACGAUUGGGGUGUGAUGUACCAGGAACGAUUUCUGGAUUCUCAAAGCUUCGAAGCCUAUGGAAAUCAAUGGGUCCUACGAGUGAAAAUAUUUCUUUCGUUGGACAACAUUCCAGUGAGAGUAAAAACCACCCUGUUUGCGCAAGUACCUCCACCAGAAGACAUCACUGUACGAUAUCUUGUGUUGAUGCCCAACCGACACGGAAAUGACACGCAAAGGCAGGACAUUAAAGCAAAUCUGAUUGAAUGUCAGGUCAAUACUGCACGUACUAUCGAGGUAUACGAGAAUCUACCAAUGGAGAGCCCAAUGGCCCUUUACCGUCUUCUAGCAAUGCAAAGGAUUGUCGUUCGCCUAUGGAUGUUUAUGCCCUAGUUUAA